This is a messenger RNA of Marmota monax (woodchuck), 3378 nucleotides long. RefSeq names its product major histocompatibility complex class I-related gene protein. Gene Ontology annotation, cellular component: external side of plasma membrane. Gene Ontology annotation, biological process: immune response. Bases 98 to 1129 code for a protein of 343 amino acids. The record is from RefSeq and is a predicted model, not a curated record. Lineage: Eukaryota; Metazoa; Chordata; Mammalia; Rodentia; Sciuridae. The transcript has 6 exons.
GUUGCUAAAUUACUCAACACAGGCUGCAGUUUAGGUUCUCAAAAAGAUCAACAGGGACCCGAAUCAAUCGGAAAGCAAAGGACUUUGCUGGGGGCUGAUGGUGCUCCUGGUACCUCUAAUCACUGUAUUCAUGGUGAAGCUCAGUCAUGCCCGAACACACUCUCUGAGAUACUUUCGCCUGGGCGUUUCGGAUCCUGGCCACGGGGUUCCUGAAUUUAUCUCAGUUGGGUAUGUGGACUCCCACCCUAUCACCACAUAUGACAGUGUCACUCGGCAGAAGGAGCCGAGGGCCCCGUGGAUGGCGGAGAACCUGGCGCCCGAUCAUUGGGAGAGGUACACUCAGCUGCUCAGGGGCUGGCAGCAGAUGUUCAAGGUGGAGCUGAGGCGCCUACAGAGGCACUACAAUCACUCAGGGCUUCACACUUACCAGAGAAUGAUUGGCUGUGAAUUGCUGGAGGAUGGAAGCACCACGGGAUUUCUCCAAUAUGCAUAUGACGGACAGGAUUUCAUCGUCUUCAAUAAAGACACCCUGUCCUGGAUGGCAGUAGAUAAUGUGGCUCACGUCACCAAACGGGCAUGGGAAGCCAAUCAGCAUGAGUUACAAUAUCAAAAGAAUUGGCUGGAAGAAGAAUGCAUUGCCUGGCUAAAGAGAUUCCUAGAGUACGGCAAAGAUACCCUGCUAAGAACAGAGCCCCCACUGGUCAGAAUAAGUCGCAAAGAAUUUUUUCCGGGGAUUACAACUCUCUUCUGCAGAGCUCAUGGAUUUUACCCUCCAGAAAUUUCCAUGAUAUGGAAGAAAAAUGGGGAAGAACUUGUCCAAGAAGUGGAUUAUGGAGACAUCCUUCCCAGCGGGGAUGGAACCUAUCAGACGUGGGUGUCAGUUGAACUGGAUCCACAGAGCAGGGACAUUUACUCCUGCCACGUGGAGCAUUGUGGCCUCCACGUGGUUCUUCAGGGCCAUCAGGAAUCGGAAUCCAUCCUUCUGGUGAUGAAAGCUGUCUUUGGGGCCAUUGUCCUCACCAUUGUCCUGGCUGGAGUUGGCUUCCUGGCCUGGAGAAGAAGGCCCCGAGAGCAAAAUGGAGUCGUUUACCCUUCCACACGCAUCCAUGAAUGCAGUUCUCCCUCCUAGGAACCACACAGUCUCUUCUGUUUCUCCUGCUCUCAAGUCCAGUGAUUGAGGAUCAUGACCGCAGCUACAACAUGUCUUGGCAUUAAAGGAUUGAGUAAUUAUGGCAGAAAGAUGGGAACCACUACAUUUUCUUUUCUCUUUGGCUCCACAAGGGCUGUCAGCAUUCAGUCUCUUUUGAUGGACUCCUUUAUCACAUGUGGCUUUAAGUACAGCUUCUCUCAUGACAUGGCACUUUUCUACACCCAUUUCUCAGUGAUGAUUCUCCAACAUUGGAGAAUCUCAGAGCUGGAAGGAACCUUUUCAUCCAGGACAGGAAAUGAUCUUUUACGAUGCCUUAGACUCCAGCAUCCGGUCUCCACUUAAACACCACGUGAUGGGCACCUCAAUACAUUACAAAAUGCCCAUUCUUGUCCCUCUUCUUUUGUGAGAAUUUUCACUGUGCGAGAACAUUGAAUAUCAUGGGCAUCUUGAUUGUGACCUUACCAUAGGUAAUACAACCUCAUGAGUGGCCAGAAGUUUUUACAAGAGCCUGUGAAUGGCCUGAUCAUUUUACACAUAGCCUAGCCUGAGAGAAAGCAAAAGUCCCCUGUUCUUCAUGGCUUCUCUGCCUGGUAGUUUGGAAUCUUAAAAAUAUGGCCUGGUUGGAUCUGUGGAGGUGGCUUCACCUUUCCUGUCUUUUGGAAAUUAAAACCAAUACUUAUCAAACAUAUUGUCACCUCCAGUGGAACUACGGAGAUCUAGACCUAACUGUAAUGUUUAAAUGUAAAAUGAUAGUGUGUGUAUGCCUCAGAAGAAGGUUCAAUUCUUUCUUUUAGCCUUCCUUUUUUUUUUUUUUUUUCAUGCUGAGGAUCAAACUCAGGACCUUGCACAUGCUAGGUGAGCACUCUACUAUUGAGCCUACACCCUUAUCUCCAGAAGGUCCAAUUCUUAUUUCCGUCUCUUCUAUACUGAUUUAUUAUAACUGGGUUUGACUCACCUUCAUACAUAUGUGCUGAGAAUAAAGGGAAGUCCCCUUGUGAGAAUUAAUCAUUGAUUCUCCUUACUCUUCCCAACCCCCAAAGUCCUCACCUUAUUUACCUCCUGUCCUGCUGUGUGAGGCCACUCGCUCAGGAGUUGCCAGUCACAUACUUGUCUGUCUUAAUUCUCUGACCCUGUUCGACUGCAUGUGUCAGACCUGAUACUUAUUAUCAUGGCCCCAGCUUUGACAAGUGGCUUUGAACAUGCACCUUAGGCUUCAUCUCUGCUCUCCAUUGGCCCAGGCUGUAACUUCAAGCGUCAGAGCCAGAGAUAAAAACACUCAGUGUGGCAGCCUCCACUGUCCCCACCUAAUUCCGUGGAUUAACCUCCCACCGUACAGGGCUCUUUCCCAGGGCCUGUUGAGUUGUAUAUGAGGACAGUUGUGUUUGUUUUGUUUUUAGUGUUGCCAUGGGCAAUUUCCAUACCAUCUUUUAGCCUUACACUUGCACUGAAAAGAGAAUAUGUAUGAGUUUAUUUCUGGAAGAAUGGUUUCUUACAAUCUGAUUAGUUAGGAUGUAGUAUAUUUUUGGUUGGGCACUUAAAGUGAUACAGGUGACAUAACUGUGUAGCUGUCUGACUCUCCAGCUUCAUGGUGCUCUCAACAAAGACAGAGUAUCUGAAAGCCUCUUUGUCCACCCCAGGCUGUGCCCUAGGUCUAAAACAAUAAUAGACCCAAAUGGAUGAAGGGGUGGGGGGCAAAAAGAAUGCCUGCAGUUGCAGCAUUUCUGUGUCUCCCCAGGGGAUUUUAUAAUACAAAAAGUUGUAAAGAGGUGACUUUUUUUUUUUUUUCAGUAUUUGAGAGCCAAUCCAGGGCCUCACACAUGCCAGGCAAGUGGCCUAUCAUUCAGCACAUCCCCAGACCUAUAAACAGGUAAUUUUGUUAAAUGUCUAAAAUUUAGGGCUGGGAUAUAACUCAGCAGCAAAGUACUUGCCUAUCUAGGCCCCAGAUUUGAUCCUCAGCACUGCAGAAAAACAAAAACAAACCCAAAAAACUAAAAUUUUAAAACUCUUACUAUCAAUGGUUCAAAUUAUACUACUUCUUAAUAACUUUAGACUUGUCACUUCAUUAGUUCAUAUUUGCUGAUUGUACAUGCUCAGUAAUCAGAAUGUAUAAAAUAUUUGGUAUCAUAAUCUAAAUAUGAGAAAACAAAGAGCUGUGUUAUCAUCUCACUCUGUUUUGUCUUUAAAUUGUCUUUACUGAAUAUUUUUGAUCAAGAACAUUAGAUGAAGAA